This is a messenger RNA of Aspergillus melleus, 1849 nucleotides long. RefSeq lists its product as uncharacterized. Bases 35 to 1690 code for a protein of 551 amino acids. The record is from RefSeq and is a predicted model, not a curated record. The transcript has 6 exons. Lineage: Eukaryota; Fungi; Ascomycota; Eurotiomycetes; Eurotiales; Aspergillaceae.
GCUUCACUCUCAGCUCACCUACUCGUUGCAGAUCAUGAGCCUUCCGGCCUUUGCGAAGUCAUGUCUUUUGACAACCACUAUUCUUGCUUCGAUACAGGGUAUCUACGCUCGUGCUGUACCACGAUCCCGACAUAUGCUGGACGCUUGGGACGCGAUUGUUCCUUCCUCUAAACUCGAAUGGACGCCAUGCUUUCAGAACUACACGUGCUCUCGACUAGAAGUUCCCCUCAAUUACGGAGAUCCAAAUAGGGGUAGAACGGACAUCGCCAUGAUCAGAAUAGAGGCAAAGAAUGUCACCAAGGAUACACAAAGUCUGCUCAUCAACCCUGGUGGACCGGGAAUUUCUGGUAUCGACACCAUCAUGGAAUAUGGCCCGUCUUUGGGAGGGAUUGUCAACUUCCAGCACCACGUUGUGGGCUUUGAUCCUCGCAGUGUUGGACAGAGUGGACCGCGUGUGGACUGCUGGCCCGAUCAUCCCGAGCAACGGGCCCAGUUCGAAAAGCUGUACUACUCCGAGACUUCCAAUGCUACUGCCAGUUCUCUCGGCAAUCAAUAUGCAGCUGCGGAAUUCUAUGGCAAGGCCUGCACGUCAACGGUCGGCGGAUCUCACGGAAACGCCUCGUACAUCAGCACUCCGGCCGUUGCCCGAGACAUGCUGACUUACGUCGAAGCGGAACAGGCUGCGUCAGGCAAGCCAAAGGAGGAGGGUAAGCUGAUGUUCUAUGGCCUCAGCUAUGGAACUCUGUUGGGCGCAACCUUUGCGCAUAUGUUCCCGGAUCGGAUCGAAAGGAUGAUCCUGGACGGCGUGGUCGAUACCGAAGACUACUACUCGAUGAAGUGGCAGGCGAAUUUGUUCGACACCGACGCGGCGUACCAAGGGUUCUUUGACUUCUGCUUCGAGGCUGGGAAGGAGAAGUGCUCAUUCUGGGGCUCUUCUCCGCAGAAAAUCAGCGAUCGUGUUGAUAAGAUUUUGACCGGUCUCAGAUAUAACCCGAUUCCCAUCCCCAGCGGAGAAUCCUGUGACAUCCCGAUUCUGGCGACCUACUCUAACCUCAAGACGCUUUUAAUGCAGGUGUUGUAUGACCCUCUCAAUAACUUCCCUCUCCUAGCAGAUAUCCUUGCUGGUUUGGAGCAGGGUAAUACUACGGCGUACUCACUCGCAGUGACGAGUGGAUCUAUCCUACCGUUCAACCCGUGCAACAACGGAACCGUCGGAUCGACUCAAGACUCCUCUGUCUUAAUUGAAUGUGUUGAUGGCUAUGGAGGCCACAAGAUCCAGAACAUCAGCCAAUACGGCAACUGGGUUAAGGCAUUGAACGCUGAGAGCGAAUUUUUCGGAGAGGUCUUUGCCACUAGUUCUGGCGCGGCUUCCUGCCGGUCAGUGGAUGUCACUCCACCAGAGACUGGAAGAAUACAUGGAUCCAUCCUUGACCGCAAGAACACCUCGUUCCCGAUCUUGUUUCUCACCCAGCAGAGUGACCCAGCCACCCCCAAGCGAAACGCCUAUAAAAUGUCUUCCGUGUUUCCCGGGUCGGUGGUCCUCAAGCAGGACGCAGUCGGACACACUACUUUCGUCAGUGCGUCUAAGUGCCUUUUGGAGAAUAUCCAGGCUUACUUGACGGCGGGUCAGCUUCCUGCUGCCAAUACGACUUGCAAAGCGGAUAAAGUUCCCUUCCAGGAUGCUAAAUAAUUUGAUUUGUUUCUCUUAUCAUUUUCUUAACGGAGACUGUAUCAUAAAGGUAGACGUUGUAUAGCGGUUCUAACAGUAUUUGAAUUGAUCGAAGGCUAUAUACCUCCAUAGCUGGAUAUUCAACAAAUGUAACUCGAUUGGCGUACUGGAAUAUUGAUU